AUGUCAGUGAUCGACUGGGGCGUUGUAGCGCCCUGGACACGGUGUUCAUUUGUCCUUACUGGCGCCAGUGAGGGCGGACUCGGAGGUGCUACUGCUCUUGCUCUGGCAUCUGCACGACCCUCCCAUUUAGUUUUACUCGCUCGCACAGAGAACAAGGUGCGCACUGUCAUCUCCACAAUCAAAGAGAUUAGUCCCGAGACCCAGCCUGCUUUUGUGCACAUCGAACUUGAAGACCUUGACUCCGUUCGUCGGGCUGCAGCAGAUGUUCUUAGCCUUACCUCUAAGAUUGAUGUGCUGAUUAACAAUGCCGGUGUUAUGGCUAUCCCUUGGAGCAAGAGUAAAAGUGGUUUGGAAAAGACCCUAGCUAUUAACCAUAUUGGGCAUUUCCUCCUUACGAAACUGCUGAUGCCUUCUAUACUUGCCGCUGGCCCUGGAUCUCGCAUCGUCAAUGUCACCAGUGCAGCAUACCGCAUGGCGCCGUUUUUCUUCGAUGACUGGAAUUUCUCAGACGGCCAAACGUAUCACCCGUUGGCCGCGUACGGACAGUCCAAGACAGCGAAUAUCCUAUUCACGGUUGGCUUAGCACAGCGCUAUAAAGAGCAUGGCAUACUGUCAUUUGCGGCUCACCCUGGCUAUAUUCCGGGGACCUCCCUUCUCUUGCAUGGCCCCGACCUUGAUCCCAGCGCUAUGGAUGAAGUAGCCCGCAAGAAUACUGGAUUCCCAUUCGGUCCAGACCCGCCAAAGUCUCUGGAGCAGGGCAUCUCUACCACACUUGUAGCAGCAUUAUCCCCGGAGUUGACGGACGCAAGUGGUGCUUAUAUGGAAGAUUGUCAAGUUUGCGAGGCACGAGAGUACGCUAGGGAUCCCAAGCUGGCCGACCGGCUCUGGAGUCUAAGCGAGGAGCUCGCGAGUGAGGCUUUUUGA
Messenger RNA from Aspergillus oryzae RIB40, 924 nucleotides. RefSeq lists its product as uncharacterized. The record is from RefSeq and is a predicted model, not a curated record. NCBI's taxonomy places the organism in Eukaryota, Fungi, Ascomycota, Eurotiomycetes, Eurotiales, Aspergillaceae. Bases 1 to 924 code for a protein of 307 amino acids. The transcript has 4 exons.